This is a messenger RNA of Hermetia illucens (black soldier fly), 1545 nucleotides long. RefSeq names its product cyclin-L1. Gene Ontology annotation, cellular component: nucleus. The record is from RefSeq and is a predicted model, not a curated record. Bases 55 to 1440 code for a protein of 461 amino acids. Gene Ontology annotation, biological process: regulation of transcription by RNA polymerase II. The transcript has 4 exons. Gene Ontology annotation, molecular function: cyclin-dependent protein serine/threonine kinase regulator activity. NCBI's taxonomy places the organism in Eukaryota, Metazoa, Arthropoda, Insecta, Diptera, Stratiomyidae.
CUGGUGGUUAGUGUUUCGCGGAUUGUAAACUAGUUUGAAGCUUAAACCAGCGACAUGGUUGUCCAGCCAAGCGAAGAGGCGGCAUCCAACAAGCCACAAUACCCGCGGCUGUUCAACAAAAUCGUGUUGACACUAGAAAACUGUCUUUUGCCGGAGUCGAAAUUAGAAGAAACUCCAUCGCACAUCGACGGUUUGGAUAAAGAAACUGAGAAGGAUCUACGAAUUCUAGGAUGCGAACUCAUACAAACUGCAGGGAUCUUGUUGCGGUUGCCCCAAGUGGCGAUGGCGACAGGUCAAGUGCUUUUCCAGAGGUUCUUCUACUCGAAAAGUUUUGUGCGCCACAACAUGGAACAGGUUGCGAUGUCGUGCGUCUGUCUCGCAUCCAAAAUUGAAGAGGCUCCCCGUCGUAUUCGAGAUGUUAUUAACGUUUUUCAUCACAUCAAGCAAGUUCGGAUGCAGAAAGAAAUCACACCCAUGAUCCUGGAUCAGAGCUACACGAACCUAAAAACUCAGGUGAUCAAAGCUGAACGGCGCGUACUGAAAGAAUUGGGAUUCUGUGUCCACGUCAAACAUCCCCACAAACUCAUUGUCAUGUAUCUGCAAGUUUUGGGGUACGAGGAAAACAAGGAACUAAUGCAGAUGGCCUGGAAUUUCAUGAACGACUCGCUGCGGACUGAUGUCUUCAUGCGAUACCAACCAGAAACCAUAGCCUGUGCGUGUAUUUACUUAACGGCAAGGAAGCUCCAAAAACCCUUGCCAUCGAACCCUCCUUGGUAUGGCGUAUUCAAAGUGACCGAGGAUCAUAUUGUAGACAUUUGCUAUCGAAUUAUGCACUUGUACAAGCGGCAGAAGCCGAACGUUGAAAAGUUGGAAGAAGAAGUGGAAAAGUUGAAAAAACAGUACAUCGAAUCACGUCAGAAGACUCGUCAAGAGCAAAAUACUCCACCAGUUGUUACCACUGUUGAUCGAAAUAAUGGAUCUCACAAUGCCUGGGGAGGUUUUAUAUCACGAGCAAUACCUGUUACUAAUACAGACACCAAAAGUAAUCAAAAACGAUCCCACUCUCGCUCAAAAAGUCGCUCGCGAUCUCAUUCUCGUUCGCAUACACCAGUCGAUGAUUUCAAAAGUCGGCAAUCCAAGAAAUCUAGACAUCGCUCCAAAUCACCAUCGAAACAAAAGAAAAAAUCACGAAACUAUUCACGCUCGCCAUCGUCAUCACCACAUUCAAAGCACAGGAAAAGGAACGACAGAAAACCCUCGCGGGAUCGAAAUGACCACUAUUCCAAUGGAGAUCGAAAGGAUCGAGAUAGGAACCGUGAAAGAGAUCGAGGACGUGACAAGGAACGCUCCAAACAUGACAGAUACUCUUCGAAUGUCGGUCGGAGUAGCCAUAGAUCUAGUAAUAAGCAUCGCGAUCGUUCACGCGAUAGGAAACGCUAAGCAAACAUCAUUUGAAUUAAUUGUACAUUAUAUUGCUGGAAACUGGAAAAUCGAGAUAUUCUUGGUUAUAUCAAUAAAAUAGUUUUACGUUCAUCAUCUAUCUCA